Molecule: messenger RNA, 243 nt
Organism: Loa loa (African eye worm)
Lineage: Eukaryota; Metazoa; Nematoda; Chromadorea; Rhabditida; Onchocercidae
Exons: 2
Coding region: 1-243 (80 amino acids)
Source: RefSeq, a predicted model, not a curated record
AUGCUUUGGAUGCUUGAGAUUUUGGAAUACUGGAAGAAAGUGAACAAAUUUGGAAUGAGGAGCCAUUGUUUACAAGGCGGAAAGGAACAUAAUGAUAUAAUUUGGAUGCUUGUUAACAGUGGUCAAGAAGACGAAGAAGAUAUCAUGGAAGAAAUCCCAAUAGGCUAUCCCAAAAUCCAUGACAUGGAAUGCAUGUCGCUAAAGCCAUUUGCUACUGCUAUUACUCCUGCGGGUGGUUUUUGA